CCGACGAGGAGGAGGUGUUCCUGGUAGCCAUCUUGGAUGUGCAGGGUGAUUGUUUAGCGAGAAGAACUGACAAAUUUAUUUCGAAAAAUAAGCCUUACUGUUGAAGUGCUGAGGAUCUGUUGGAGAUAACUGACAGAGGAACUAGAUCUCAACACGGAUAAACGGAGUGAAAGACGGCAUGAAGACAUCAUCUUAGUGAUCAGCCAUGGCCGAUAAAAGGAAACUUCAAGGGGAAAUAGAUCGAUGUCUGAAAAAAGUAGCGGAGGGAGUGGAGCAGUUUGAAGACAUUUGGCAAAAGCUUCACAAUGCAGCCAAUGCAAACCAGAAGGAGAAAUAUGAAGCAGACCUCAAGAAAGAGAUUAAAAAGCUCCAGCGCCUUCGAGACCAGAUUAAAACGUGGGUGGCAUCCAACGAGAUCAAAGACAAAAGGCAGCUAAUAGAGAACCGCAAACUCAUAGAAACGCAAAUGGAGCGCUUUAAAAUAGUUGAAAGAGAAACCAAGACGAAAGCGUACUCGAAAGAAGGACUCGGCCUGAUCCAGAAGGUGGACCCGGCGCAGAAGGAGAAGGAGGAGGUCGGCACGUGGCUAACGAACACGAUAGACACGUUGAACAUGCAGGUGGACCAGUUUGAGAGCGAGGUGGAGUCUCUUUCAGUCCAGACCAGGAAGAAGAAAGGAGACAAGGAGAAGCAGGAUCGGAUCGAGGAGCUAAAGAAGUUUAUUGAGAAGCAUCGGUACCACAUCCGAAUGCUGGAGACGAUACUAAGAAUGCUGGACAAUGAUUCACUGCAGGUCGAAGCCAUAAGGAAGAUCAAGGAUGAUGUCGAGUACUACAUCGACUCAUCGCAGGAUCCAGACUUCGAGGAGAACGAUUAUAUAUACGAUGACCUCGACCUGGAUGAAUUCCCUCAACCUUUGCUGGCCACCUCCCCACCAGGACCCUCGCACUUGGAGGACGAGAUCUUCCACAACUCCAGCAGCACACCGACCUCCACCACCUCAUCCUCACCUAUUCCUCCUUCACCUGCCACUUGCACUACAGAGAACUCAGAAGAUGACAAGAAGAGGGGACGUUCAACAGACAGUGAAGUCAGUCAGUCUCCAGUGAAGAAUGGAAAUCCCUCCUUGUCUUUAUCUUCCUCCUCCUCUUCCUCCUCCUCGUCUUCCUCCGCCUCGGGGCUCACCUCGUCCUCUCUGGUCUCUGUUGCUGGCGGAGGUAUCGGCAGCGCGGGCGGCGGUCAUCAAAGCGCCGUAGGGGGUCCUUUCUCCAACACUUCAGCUGGCAGCUACAGUAACGCCACGCAGCAGCUGCCUCACCCCUCUGUGCAGCAGCAGCAGCAGGCCAAAAACGCAGCGAGCUCUUCUGCUCCCAUCUCAAACUCCAGCUCCUCCACCAACAGCCACAGCACCUCCUCAGCGUCCUCUCCACCCAGCACACAGAUGCUCUUCCCCUCGAACUCCCAGCCUUUCACGCCGUCGGGUUCUACGGCGACCUCAAACAGCCUCGGCCUCAACCUGGGGUCCUCUCUGGGGAAAGGCUCCAUCUCCAGCAGCCCCGGCUUGUCAGGGAUGCCGGCAUCUCUGAGCACAGUGGUGGGCCUUCUGUCGAGCCCCACCCCAGCCCCCUACGCUCAGGCGGCCGCCGCAGGCACCGGCAGCUCCAGCUUGCCAGGCUCUCUGGGCGGAAUCAGCUCCACAUCGACCAACAGCGGGGUGGGUGUCAUCGGUAGCGGCAGCAUGGCAGUCGGCGGGCCGACGUCCUCGCAGGGAGGCGUGCUCGGCACGGCACCUGUUGUGGGCAGUGUCGGCUCAGGGAUUCUGGGUUUGGGUUCGGGUCAAUCAGUGGGACAGGGGUCUUCUAUAGGGUCGCAGAGCCCCGUUGGGAGCUUAGCUCCUGGAGGCGGACUAGGAGUUAUCGGCAGCAACGGAGGCAGCUUAGGAUCCAUAGGAAGUGGAGUCGGAGGAGGAAGCUCAUCUCUGUCCAUUCAACCGCCAAGCCGGCAGAAGCAGAGCAAUAGCACAGCAGGUCACAGUGCUUUGGUACCAGAUAGCAUAACAGACUCCACCCUGAACAGUGCCAGCCAAUCACAAAGCAGCCAGUCCUCAUCUUUGACCUCCACAGCCAAUCAGCUUAAGGACACUGGUCCCAGUUUGCUUAGCUCCAUGGGUUUGUCGUCCACCUCCCCGUCGCCUGCUGCCUACAGCGAAGCUAAAGCGAGUGGCGGAAGCCUUCAGAAUGGGCCGCUGUCCUAUUCGCUGUCAUCUGAAAGCAUCAAGGAGCCUCUGAGCAGAUCCAUGGCCGAGCGAGCAGCACCAAGCUCAGGGAUUGAGGGAGACGUGUCCUCCCUGCACCUUACUUCCGACAACUUCCCAAGCAGCACUACGGCCCCGUCAGGGCCCCCGUCAGCACCUCAGUCCUCCCUGUCAGAGGUCAGCAUCCUGCCAUCGCUGGGCGUCUGUCCGCUGGGGCCGGUUCCCCUCUCCAAAGACCAGCUCUACCAACAGGCCAUGCAGGAAGCGACGUGGACGCACAUGCCCCACCCGUCCGACUCGGAGAGAAUCAGGCAGUACCUCAUGAGGAACCCCUGCCCCACCCCACCCGUCCACCACCAGAUGCCUCCGCCCCAUUCCGACACUGUAGAGUUUUACCAGAGGCUUUCCACAGAAACGCUGUUCUUCAUUUUCUACUACCUGGAGGGCACUAAGGCCCAGUAUCUUGCAGCCAAGGCCCUGAAGAAGCAGUCAUGGAGGUUCCAUACAAAGUACAUGAUGUGGUUUCAGAGGCACGAAGAGCCCAAGACCAUCACUGAUGAGUAUGAGCAGGGAACAUACAUUUAUUUUGACUAUGAGAAGUGGGGCCAGCGGAAAAAAGAGGGCUUUACCUUUGAGUACCGGUACCUAGAGGACCGAGACCUCCAGUGACACGGCGGACAGACAGACAGACAGCUGGGACUUAAGAGAUGAACAGAAACAAACCAAUGAAGACUGGUGAUCCGCCUGCUGAUAUUCCUGGAUUUGACCUCAGCUCUCCUGGGGAAAGGAGACCGAAUGGCCGGAGUCGGGGUGAGGAAGGGGGGGCUGCCAGGUUUGCUAGCCCCCUUCCUCCCACCUGACCCUCCAACCCUGCCUUACCAUCCUCACACUGACAGUCCAUCAAACCCUAUCAUCUCCUUCUCCUCUAUACCUCUUUCAUAUUUUAUUUGCCUUCUUCAUCAGCAGUCAGACAUGAAACACAUUUUGUAAUCAGUUCGGCUUUUUUCAUCCUCUAACGCCGACUUUACUCUCCCUCGGUCCCAUGAGGACCACAGAGGUUUGGUGAAUCACAGAAUGAGCUAAAUUCCCUCAGAUGCUUGGUUCUAAAAGCAGCUGAGGAAGUCACCUACAUGAGGUGCAGCAGAUUGCUGCGCUGUUGUUACACAGCAGGAUCAGAAUAAGCAACUUAACAAAAACAAACCAUUUUCCACAAACAAUCUGAAUUUACAUCCUCAUCAGUGAUUGAAGAGGUUUUCACUUGUUAAAUUUAAACAGAAAACAUUGAGGUUCCACCCUGUUGCUUCCCGGAGUGUUUGUUUUCGCUUUAACAACCUGCCUUCACCUUUCCGUUAAUCUCAGCGCCGCUCCGGUGUGGGGAACCACUUAUGGUAGGUGGCACCACAGGCCUCGCUCGCUCGCUCGCCUGGUCGUGUUCCUUUUUAAAAGCCCAAAGAGCAUUUUGUGAGGUCCAAAUUUAUCCUGCCCUGCUUUACUUCCGUCAGGCCUGUGGUGGAGAGUUGCCGGUAGCCGACUGUUAGGUGGUGGGCAGCGUUACUUCACAGCCGCCAAACCGUCUGACAGAAAUAGAACAAACUUCAGGUCUCUUUCCUCUGGCGGAUCCGUUUAUGUGGAUUUAUUCACUGCAGGAUGGAGAAGCUGAAACAAAACAGUGAAAGAAAAAAUGUCCUUCCUGAACUUAACUCACUUUUUUCAGUUUUAAGGCAGAUAAACUUAUCUGGAAAUGAGUUUGUUGGUCUCAGACCUUUGUUCCUCUUCUUGGUGGAGUCAGACGGUGAAUCAGAGCAACCCGCCUGCUUUAAUAAAAUUAAAAACACAAAAUCAAAGAUUUUCAUCCAACCUACACACGUGCUUCAAAUCUAAAAAAAAAAAAUAAAAUGCAUAUAAAACAAAAAUGGCAUCAUUACUGAUCCAGGAAGACAAACUGAUCCAUCAGAACCAAAAAGUCAACUUUUUAUGCUGCUGAGCCCAGAUGUAUGUCGUCUUUUACAUGCAAAGACUAAAACCCCAGACCCUGUUUUCUCUCCCCAUCGUUUGGUUUAUUCACCUGCUUUUGUUGUGGGUGUUUCGGCGAAAGAGAUCAUGUUUACAGAGCAGCAAUUAAUCCGUCUUUGCUGUAAACCUGCAGCUUCCUUGAUGGACUGUGGGUUUGAGAUGUUACAUUUAGAGCAGGCUUUACCCACUCUGCUCUGAACUCCACCCUGUAGAGGUUUCAGGAGGAACAUUUUAGCCUUUUGCAAUGAAUCCCAAUAAGGAAAUGGUGAGUUAAGAGCCAAAUGGGACGUUUCCCUCUUUGCGGGAACAUUUUCAGACAUGUUUUCUCCUUUCUGAUGAUUCCAAACAGCAAAAAGAGAACCUGUUAGCUGGACUAGAUCAUAUUCAGCCUAAAAGCUCCAGGUGUGAAGAGUGGUGCAGGUGUUGGAUGUUAUCAGCAGCCAGAUUUGCUUUGCUCAUACAAGCCCGGCUCCCUUCCUCCUCCUCCUCCUCCUCUUCCUCCUCUUCCUCUUCUCUGUGCCAAAGAGCACAAACACCAGCAGUGCUGCCCACUCCUCCUCUGUCCUACAGGUUUCAUGUUUACACUCUGAUCCAUCCAUUUUAAUUGAAAAUAAACUCUCCCUCAUGAUACAUCCCCGACGCUCUGUCCUCCGGCUCCUUUUAGUCCAAUUCCCUCCUUCUCUGUCACACUGCUCCUCUCGUCCUCUUCAUGCCAGGUAGAUAUUUCCUUUAUUUCUCAGGAAGUAUUCAGUCGACCGAUUUUUUUGAGGAAAUGUAUCAGCCAGCACAACAAGCAAGUAACCUUUCAGCAGCAGUACAUCCGUUUUCAUUAGGGCCUCAUUUGGGAAGCAUUUGCUUGUAUUUGUACUCCCUUUUUCAUUUCAAGAAAUAAACUUUUUUUUUAUUGAAAUAAAAAAUAGACAAACAAAACAAAUAUUCUCCAAUGUUUGGAGCAGCUGUUGAAAGAGAAACCAUUGUUUUAUUUUGUAUUCCUUGUGGUAGAUUGUUUAUUACAUUUUCUUUGUCCCGAAGUAAGAAAAUCAUUUUAAGGAUUGAAGAGAAAAAAAAACCGGGAAACUUUUUAAAGUUCGCUUUCUUCUGGACGGGAGUUUGGGUCAUUUUUAAAGGCCAAAACUAGAAGACCAGACACAAAACCCCGACACCUGUUCACUUGACUGACAGUCCUGCUUUUAAACCUCUUUUGUUUACUGAUUUUUGACGAGUGGACGGGAUGAGAGCUCGAGCCCAAAUGUGAAUCUCUCUCUCUGCUUCUUGUCAAAAAGUGUUGAAUAGACUCUCAUUCUUUAAACUUCUCCUUUUUGUUUUGUUCAUUUUUGUUUCUCUGUUUGUUGUUGUUGUCGUCAGACAGCAUGAAAUAAUGACACUUUCAAAGUGUGGAAAAAGUAAAUAUUGACAUAACCAUGAUAAAAGGAUUGUAAAAUAUAAAUAAAAGAAUAACUUUUCAGAA
Molecule: messenger RNA, 5735 nt
Organism: Cyprinodon tularosa
Lineage: Eukaryota; Metazoa; Chordata; Actinopteri; Cyprinodontiformes; Cyprinodontidae
Product: CCR4-NOT transcription complex subunit 3-like
Exons: 19
Coding region: 206-2923 (905 amino acids)
Biological process (GO): nuclear-transcribed mRNA poly(A) tail shortening; regulation of stem cell population maintenance; regulation of DNA-templated transcription
Cellular component (GO): nucleus; CCR4-NOT core complex; P-body
Source: RefSeq, a predicted model, not a curated record